AUGGCGCAGGCGGCGGCGACCGUGGCAGCGUCGCCGCCCGUGGGCGCCCUGCCGCCGCCGCCCACCCUCAUCGACUGCAUCCUACGCGACCACUCCAACACCCUCACCCUCUUUUCUUACUUCUUCAAGGCGACGAGCCUGGGGGAUGCCGCCGUUCAGGACAUGACUGCGUCGGCGUUGGCUCUGGACCUCAGGCUGCACUCCCACGCGGAGACUGUGGUGCUCUACCCCAUCCUCCAGUCCCGCCUGGGGCCCAGCGGCGCGCAGUGGGCCACCCGCGCGCUGGCGGAGCACUCGAUGAUUGAGCAGUCGAUCGCCGACGUGCUGGCGCUGCGCUCUGUGGGCGGCCAGGCACUGGAGAACCGCAUGAAGCAGAUGCAGACUGAGAUCAUCGCACACCUGGCUGAGGAGGAGAGCCAGAUCCUGCCGACCGUGGCGGCGGCGCUGUCCCAGGUCUGCUGGGCCUGCGCAGCGGCGCAACGAGGCAAGCCUUGGCAUGCCUGGCAGGGGGGGCCGUGA
Molecule: messenger RNA, 519 nt
Organism: Chlorella variabilis
Lineage: Eukaryota; Viridiplantae; Chlorophyta; Trebouxiophyceae; Chlorellales; Chlorellaceae
Exons: 4
Coding region: 1-519 (172 amino acids)
Source: RefSeq, a predicted model, not a curated record